UUGAUGAUGGCCAGUCCAAAACAAAGAAAAUUUGCAUUGAUUAGCACGAUUGUUGGUACUUCAUUUCUUGGAUUUCUUUUUGGACCCAUGUCAUUCUUGGUCAUCAGCGGAUUAUUGGGUGGAGUAGCAUGGCGAAUUUGGCGACAAACAACAGAAUGGUGGAAAUACCUUCCUUCUAAUUUGAUGAACAAUCAUUCAUUGUAUUCGAUGAUCCGAUCUCAAGUAGGACAACAUCGUGCUGAAGAUCAAGUACGUGAUCAAACUAUUCAACGUAUCAGAGAAUGGGGAAAAACAGAUCAAGGAAGACGGAUUCUUUUGGAUGAUUUUAAUGUGGAUCAUAUAGAUCAAUUGAUUUUUUUACCCACUCAUUCACAUGCCACCUAUACCUUGGUUGAAUCCAUCAAUGCCAAUCAAUUUACACAAAAACAAGUGGAUAUUCAAUUCUUAAUAGAAGAAUCACAAGAUAUGGGUGGAUGUAUGGUCAGUGCCAAAGCAUGGAUUGAUAGUGAUACUGGUAAAGUGACUUUAAAAGAUAUUAAAUUAUCUUCUCCUGAUUGGUCUUUGGAUAAACAUGUACCAUUAAAACAAAAUAAUAAUAAUAAUGAUAGAGUGAUUGAAGGUGAAUUUAAAGAUAUUUUUUAA
Halteromyces radiatus is the source of this 642-nucleotide messenger RNA. RefSeq lists its product as uncharacterized. The record is from RefSeq and is a predicted model, not a curated record. The transcript has a single exon. Lineage: Eukaryota; Fungi; Mucoromycota; Mucoromycetes; Mucorales; Cunninghamellaceae. The coding region runs from base 4 to 642 and encodes 212 amino acids.